Molecule: messenger RNA, 566 nt
Organism: Silurus meridionalis
Lineage: Eukaryota; Metazoa; Chordata; Actinopteri; Siluriformes; Siluridae
Gene: cenpx
Product: centromere protein X
Exons: 5
Coding region: 120-365 (81 amino acids)
Biological process (GO): replication fork processing; DNA repair; kinetochore assembly
Cellular component (GO): Fanconi anaemia nuclear complex; FANCM-MHF complex
Molecular function (GO): protein heterodimerization activity
Source: RefSeq, a predicted model, not a curated record
UUGAAGCUGGUUCGUCAACCGCUAUGUAAAACAACAGGAGAAGAAGAUGAUGACGAUGACCUCCGCUCCAAUCACAUUUCAGUGUUGCCAUACUGCAAAUCCUCUUACCGGAUCUCCCAAUGGCUGGUCAAGAGCGCGAAGUAGCUUUCAAAAAGGAAACCAUCAGCAAACUUUUGACGUUGUUCUUCAAAGACGAGAAAAGCAAAAUCAGCAACGACACUGCGAGUCUCAUGGCUGAGAUGCUGAGAAUUUUUGUUAUUGAAGCAACUCGCAGAGCAGUAAAGCAGGCAGAAAAUGAAGACUGUGUUGGUGUUGAUUUGGAGCAUGUUGAGAAAAUUUUGCCUCAGCUUCUUUUGGAUUUCUGAUUCCCAUCUGAGUGCCAUGUGUCCCAGCAGUGACAAUAAACUGAACUUUUUUGGUCAGCCAAGCAACAUUAUUGCAACAAGUGCAGAAGCAUCUUGCACAAGUGUGUGUUUGUUUGUUUGUAUGUGUAUAUAUAAUGUAAAUGUUGAUGUAUGUAAACAAAAAAUCUGAUUAUUAUCUAUUAAUAAACUAAAUCUUAUGUA